UCAUCCAUCAGAUGCCUGUGAUCUCACACUGGACCCAAACACAGCACACAGACUCCUCUCUCUGUCUGACGCGAACAGAAAGGUGACACGGAGGAGACAGAAGCAGCCGUAUCCUGAUCACCCAGAGAGAUUUGAGGACCGUGGACAGGUGCUCUGUAGAGAGCGUCUGACUGGGCGCUGUUACUGGGAGGUAGAGUGGAGUGGGAGUGGGGCUGUUAUAGGAGUGACAUAUAAAGGAAUCAGCAGGAGAGGAGGUAAUGACUGUGGGCUUGGAUGGAAUGACAAGUCCUGGAGUCUGCGCUGCUCUGACAACAGUUACUAUGCCUGGCACAAUAAUUCUCACAUUACCUUAGAUGUCCCCCCCUCCAGCUCCCAGCAUGUAGGAGUGUAUCUGGAUUGGCCUGCCGGCACUCUGUCCUUCUACAGUGUCUCCUCUGACACACUGACCCACCUGCACACAUUCAACACCACAUUCACUGAGCCCCUCUAUCCAGGGUUUAGGGUUUAUGACACCUCUUCAGUGUCCCUGUGUCAGGUGGUCCCUGUGUCAAACACAACGUGAUGUUGCACUCUAAUCCUGGUCAUGUUCAGUAAGACACACUGGAACAACAAUGUAGAAUAGCUCUCUAGUGUGUAAACAUAUGAUUGUAAAUACUCAUGAAUAAACACCAUUGAAGUUGACAGACAUUGUCAACUAGAGUCUAAUAGAAUUAAUCACAUAAUUAGUAAGUCAUUAGUAGAAUUAAUCACCACACUGUGUUGUAAAACAGUUUUAAUAUAGACAUCAUUGAUCUUGUUGUUAUUGGGCUUCUUGGUGUUUGUACAUAUUGUUGUCUGUAGAAUGUUGAUUUGUCAAAUUCUUGACACAACAAUCAUGUUUCUGUUUAAACUCAAUUCCACUGAACGAAAUGUACAUGUGACAGAUGUGACUAAUAAAGUUAAUCAACAAGA
Messenger RNA from Oncorhynchus kisutch (coho salmon), 951 nucleotides. RefSeq names its product stonustoxin subunit beta-like. The record is from RefSeq and is a predicted model, not a curated record. The annotation marks the transcript as partial. Gene Ontology annotation, molecular function: protein binding. NCBI's taxonomy places the organism in Eukaryota, Metazoa, Chordata, Actinopteri, Salmoniformes, Salmonidae. The transcript has a single exon.